AUGAUAGGAGCUGUUCGUAAAUGGAUAGCAAAGAAAACAGAUUCCGGUUCCAGCCUGUUGCCGCUAUACAAAGAUAAGCCUAACGGUCCUCAUCGGAGUAAUAUCAAUACACACAGAUCAACACUACUCAAGAUGCUCUUUAAAGGGUUUGUAUGUUCCAUUGCCUUAUAUGUCAUCUUCUAUUGGUACACGACAAGAAAUGACACCCAGUUCAAGUUCAAGGGUCCUGGAGAGUUUGAUGGCAAGGACUGGUCCAAGGCACAGACAGAAGUCAAAGAUGUGAUGCUUGAGUCGUGGCACUACUACGAGAAGUAUGGCUGGGGUAGUGAUGAAUUCCAUCCUAUCGGAGAAAAGGGCCGUACCAUGGGCAAGAAACCUAUGGGGUGGAUUAUAGUUGAUUCUAUCGAUACGUUGAUGCUUAUGGAUGCCAAAGAAGAAGUGGCCAGGGCCAGGACCUGGAUUAAAGAUGAAUUGGAUUACAAGUUUCACAUUGAAGUCAAUGUGUUUGAGACUACCAUUAGAAUGUUGGGAGGACUUUUGGCGGCAUUUAGUUUAAGCAAUGAUGAUUUAUAUUUAGAUAAAGCCGUUCAAUUGGGUAAUGGACUUUUAGGUGGUUUCCAUUCUCCUACAGGACUUGCUUACAGUUCAGUGAAUUUGCUAACUGGUGAAGGUCUUAGGAAUCAUGUGGAUAAUGGAGCUUCUUCAACUGCCGAAGUUUCUACUCUUCAAUUGGAAUUCAAGUAUUUAUCAAAACUUACCGGAGAAACUACCUUUUGGGAACACGUGGAGAAAGCCAUGGCUGUUCUUGAUGCUCAAAACCCCGUGGAUGGGUUGGUUCCAGUGUACGUUCGUCCAGAUAACGGUAAGUUCCAAGGAAAUUAUAUCAGAUUAGGUUCCAGAGGGGAUUCUUACUAUGAGUAUUUGUUGAAGCAAUAUUUACAAACAAAUAAUCAAGAGAAGGCAUACUGGGAAAUGUAUCGAGAAUCUGUGGCUGGAGUGAAGAAGAGAUUGGUGAAGAAAUCAACUCCUAAUGGGCUAACCUUCAUUGGGGAACUACCUAAUGGAUUAAAUGGACAGUUUUCAAAUAAAAUGGAUCAUUUGGUGUGUUUCUAUGGGGGGUUACUUGCACUUGGAGCCACCAAUGGGAUGCCAUUAGAGGAAGCACGCAAGAGCGAUUUUUGGAAUGAAGAAUUGGAAGACGACUUCAAUUUAGGACAAGAGUUGACUUAUACUUGUUAUAAAAUGUACCAUGAUGUUGUACCCACCGGGUUAUCUCCAGAAAUAGUUGUUUUCAACACUGACGGACAAUCGAAAGAUGACUUUUACAUCAAAACCCUCGACAAACAUAAUUUACAACGACCAGAAACCGUGGAGUCUUUAUUUAUCUUGUACAGAUUAACAGGGGAUGUUAAAUAUAGAAAGAUGGGAUAUGAGAUCUUUCGGAAUUUUGUGAAAUACACCAGAUAUGUAAAUAAGAAUGGUGAUGCCACUUACACUUGUUUACUGGAUGUUACAAGUAAGAAUGGGUUGAAAGAUAGCACAGAAUCCUUUUGGUUUGCUGAGACCUUGAAAUAUUUAUACCUUUUAUUUGAUGAUACCAAUAAGUUACCAUUGGACAAAUAUGUGUUUAACACCGAAGCACAUGCGUUCCCCAAGUUUGAUUUAACGGAUACGUUAAAGACCGGAUGGACCAGAAAGAAGCACGAAAAGGAAUCAAACGGUAGUGAUACAAAGAAACCAGAAGUUAAAGUCGAUAAGAAACAUCCGCCUGAAGCCCAAAAGGUUAAUGAACCUCUUGAGAAGCAAGUUGAAAAAUUGGCCAAACAAUAUCCCAAGAUUUUAAAGGAUUAG
Molecule: messenger RNA, 1851 nt
Organism: Lizanozyma spartinae
Lineage: Eukaryota; Fungi; Ascomycota; Pichiomycetes; Serinales; Debaryomycetaceae
Gene: MNS1
Product: mannosyl-oligosaccharide 1,2-alpha-mannosidase
Exons: 2
Coding region: 1-1851 (616 amino acids)
Biological process (GO): carbohydrate metabolic process; N-glycan processing
Cellular component (GO): endoplasmic reticulum; membrane
Molecular function (GO): calcium ion binding; mannosyl-oligosaccharide 1,2-alpha-mannosidase activity
Source: RefSeq, a predicted model, not a curated record